Messenger RNA from Bursaphelenchus xylophilus (pine wood nematode), 1491 nucleotides. Lineage: Eukaryota; Metazoa; Nematoda; Chromadorea; Rhabditida; Aphelenchoididae. The record is from the annotation of a GenBank genome assembly.
AUGGCCAGUCUUGCUCAUGAAUUUACGUCAGACCAACUGAAUUCUUUUGCUCUUCAAUCGGAAGCAGCAAAAAAUUUCCUGAAAACGUGCAUUCCUCGAGCCGAGUUUCUGCCUGCGUACGAUCAUCAGGACGUUAUUACACAUGUUGAAUUGAGCUCAGAUGGCCUUAUAUUAUGCGUGGUUUCGGUUGACAAGAUGGUUACGAUUUGGCGACGGAAUGAUGGCUUUGACAAGUGGAUCAAACAACAGAAAUUUAAGGUAAGGUUUUAUUUUAGAUUUUUGUAUUUUUUAGGUGUUUGAAUAGAGCAAGAAUUAUUUUAAUGGGCGCUUGAAGGCAUUGAUCUUGUUUUAGGGACACAAUGGAGCUAUUUGGCGAGCUCGAUUCGCUCAUCCAAGCUUUGGCAAUUUGAUCGCCACCUGCUCUAUCGACGCGAAUAUAUUUUUAUUUCUUGAAACCCGUAAGAAACUUUUUAUUGAGGUGAUUUGGGGAUUUUUUUUAAUAAAGCUUGUUUUAAGCAACUACUAAGACUUCUCGAAGGUUAAAUUGGCAACAUCAGACAACAUUAAAGUAUUACACAUCGGCUAUUUUGGAUAUCAAAUUCUCACCGGCUUUUCAUGGGUUAAUGUUGGUUAGUUUUAUCAUUUAGUUAUAUAUUCGGUUUGAGUAGCCUUACUUUAGAGGUUAAACUUGUGCGAUUCGUAAUCGAACCACCUUUUAGGCGGCUUGCACGGCUCAUGGACAUGUUAUUGUGUACGAAGCCCACGAUCCGCUGAAUAUAAACUACUUCAAUUUGAUAUACGACAUCCGAUUGGGAGUCCGCCUUUCGACGUUGGAUUGGAAUCCCGGACGAUACAAUGAAUCGCCUUUCCUGGUUGUCGGAUCAAACGCUACCAACAUUCCAAGCGACAAGCGAUUAACAGUCUUGGAAAUUUCGACUCAACUGUAAGUUCUUUUUAGUAUUAUUGUAUUGAAUUUUAGGAUUUGCAACUGAUCGAGUGAUAUUAUUUUAAAUUCAGCCCAACUAUUCGUGAGGCAAUCCAAUUCACGCCUCUCCGUUCGAGCGAAAAGAUCCAGUGCGUCCGAUUUGCCCCACAGAUUUCAGCCGUCUACACCAAAGUGGCGAUUGCAACAAGGAGGAAGGUCCUGAUUUUUGCAUUCUUCUCGGAGAAGUCUGGCCGAACCGAACGAGGGCAGGUCAUUAAUAAACCGCCGCGGCUUAUUGCCGAAAUCGUCGACGAAAUUCAGUCGGAUAUAAUAACGCUUCAAUGGAAUUCGGGUGGUGCUGCGAUUUCAGUGCUUUAUGACGACGGCGCGAUACGAAUUUACAAACGUAGGUGUCAUAUUUUCACUUGGUUUGUUUCCUUUAUUUUUGUUUACUUGUCAAUUUACGUUUAUCUCAAAUUUUAGAGACUUUUGGUUCGGCAUUUGUCGAAAUUGUCACUGUCAGACCACCAAGUCAACUACAGACCUCAUUGCCGAAGAUGAACUAA